Molecule: messenger RNA, 1381 nt
Organism: Amoebophrya sp. A120
Lineage: Eukaryota; Dinophyceae; Syndiniales; Amoebophryaceae
Source: the annotation of a GenBank genome assembly
CACACCAGUUGGACGAGAAGACUGACUACACUUGACUGUUACACUAAGCAAAGAAAUACCGUCUUUCACCGCCACAAAAAAAACUAGAAGCAAGAGACCUAACAGCAUCAAUUGAGCCUCGUCCGCAAAAGAGAAAAAAAUGGUGGCAAGCAGCGGUAACGCGCGUGGCGGGGGUCCGGUUUCGCAGCCGUCACCGGAGGUUACCGCGUUGGCGACCGAGUUCCGGGAGCUGCAGAAACAGCUGCAGACGAACUACGAUUCGCGGAUGAAGCUGCUGACUCAGCAGGAGGAGAACCAGACGGUGGCGAAGGAAUUCGCGAUCCUGGAGCAGGUAUCCUGUGCAAAAGUAUCGUACUCGUACUAAUUGCAGAUAUGCAUAAAAAAUCCAACUUUCUACCUGAAAUAGCACGACAAAUUCAUUGCAUUUUUGUUCUUGGGAAAGUUUGUAAUGCAAUUCAUACUAGGUAGUACGAUUACUUUUGCAGUGCAUAGUAUGACGGUGUGGUCUACAAGUUGAUCGGCCCCGUGCUGGUCCGCCAGAACCUGGAGGACGCGAUAUCAGAAUGAAAAAUCCCCCCUCUCCAUAUCAAAACGAAGUUUCUGAUGCUGGAUUUGCGUACACAAAUCUGAUUUGUCUUGCUGGCGAGGACUGCGGACCCAUGUUAAGCCUGAGGAGACAGGUUUUGGCCUUGGCGCUUCGCAUGACAGACGUCUAUGCUGUAGGUGCAACAGCAUGACAAACCGCUUGUAGAAUGCGGCGGAGCCUGUGGAAUUGCCUUCAUGUAACACAGAGACGAUUUGUGGUCACAAAUUAGCAACACAAAUUUUCGAAAACGUGCCUUGUCAAUAUGGGGAGGGGGGAUUUUUCCUUUUGAUACGCGAAGGGGAACGUGGACAAGCGACUGAACUACAUCAAGGAAGAGCUCGACCGAGCGGACAAGGUCAUCGUGGAGCUGGAGAAGGACCUGGAGGGGAAAAAGGUCAAGCUUACGGACCUCAUGUCCGCAGGAGGUGCCGCCGCACCCGCGACCCAGCCUGCCAAGUGAGAAACCCAAAUCAAAAUCAGCCUGCCAAAGUGGAUGUAUAAAAUGGUUCUUCCAUAAUCUACUUAUACCGCCUGGUACGCCGGUCAUGUGGAGGGAGAAUGAGCAAGAGCCAAGCGAAGCGAGCUCGUUUGAUGAUCAGGUUUUUUUCACAAAGACGACAAGAUUUAUUGCGACUACACAUGUACUACGACUACGUAACGCAGGCCUGACGGCAGGUGGCACAGAGACGCUUUAUCACUCCACGUGCCUCAAGAGGAGCAGAAAGUAGAACCUGUUGUGAUGUCUGCCAUGAACACAUUCAUAAAAACGGCAGAAGUGGUAGCAGCACACUCCAG